AUGUCGGGGAUCAAGUUUGUUUAUCAGAUCAAUGGCACAGAUGAUGCUCUCAACUUCAGCGCCAGGGCGUUUUGGUCUGGUUUGUGGUCUCGUCUCCAUCUUGAACAUCUCUUCAUUGACCGUCAUUUCAAGUCCAAGCAAGACAUCUCUGUCUUUGUAUUGGCUCUGGAAGUAACAAGCCGCAGCUCGACCAUUUUCAUGUGUCAUGUCUGGACAGCGCCCUCUGCCGUUUUUGGUUUCAUUUGUCAUCUUCGGAUACUUCGGCGCAAACCCACAGCACCCAAACCCCCAGCAUCCAAACCCAUGGCCACUACCCCGCCUCCUUCACCGAAGUUUGCAGAUAUCAUCGAAGACCGAUUCCGUUUCUUAGAUGAAGUGUAUUUUCCUCCAAUAUCCGCUCCGAAUCCUAGCUCUUUUGUAAGAAGUAGGAACGGGUCUUUGCCUUCUUCGAGGACAGGGCUCGCGCUGGAAGCUACCAUCGGUUCGAUUGGAGCUGGUGAUGAGUUCCGGCCCAAUGCAACUGGUACCUCCGAUCUCAUGGCUUGUCUCAGUCUGCAUGUCAUCAUAGCUUAUGUGGUUCUCGCACUUCAUCAUCGAGCUGAAAGGAAUGUUCACUUGAAACACGAGAGGUCACGAGGCAGGCUUUCGGGUUUCGCCUCUCGAGGCGUAAAGAAGGGCAAUAGGCGCGGAAAAGCCCAAGGUAUCGAUGACGGCGCCAUCCAUCUGAUAACUUCACUUGAGGAUGUUCCUGUAGUACCUUCCCGUCCCAUAGGUUUUAGACGGUUCACCGGAAAUUUCGAGUCCAUCUAA
Molecule: messenger RNA, 810 nt
Organism: Filobasidium floriforme
Lineage: Eukaryota; Fungi; Basidiomycota; Tremellomycetes; Filobasidiales; Filobasidiaceae
Exons: 6
Coding region: 1-810 (269 amino acids)
Source: RefSeq, a predicted model, not a curated record